Bactrocera neohumeralis is the source of this 4822-nucleotide messenger RNA. It is a transcript of the gene Sec24CD, whose product is annotated as protein transport protein Sec24C. The transcript has 11 exons. Gene Ontology annotation, molecular function: SNARE binding; zinc ion binding. The coding region runs from base 355 to 3918 and encodes 1187 amino acids. Gene Ontology annotation, cellular component: endoplasmic reticulum exit site; COPII vesicle coat. The record is from RefSeq and is a predicted model, not a curated record. Lineage: Eukaryota; Metazoa; Arthropoda; Insecta; Diptera; Tephritidae. Gene Ontology annotation, biological process: COPII-coated vesicle cargo loading; intracellular protein transport; endoplasmic reticulum to Golgi vesicle-mediated transport.
AAUUGGAACUGCUGCUCUGACGUGGAAGUGACAUUUUUUCUCAAUUUCUUUAUCGGGUUUAAAAGAAAUUUAAACAUAAUUAUUGUUAAUUAAUAGUUAAAAAACUAAUUAGUGUGUGAGUUAAAUAAGAGUACUUCAGGGUACUAACAUUAUUUCAUUAUUACCUGGCAAGUUUCGUGACUUAACAGGCUACGAAUUAAGAUUACAUUUACCAACAAAGUGAAGUGAUUACAGUGAGAAAGUUCAGUUUUUCUGUAGCAAACAGCAAUUCACUAUCCACACACUUCCAUUACUUCUGCAAGUAUAGACAAAAGUAAUUGAUAUAAAUAACACUCGAAAAAAAUAAAAAAAAACAUGAAUCCGAACAUGUACGGAGCGCCAACGCAGCAGCCACAAUAUACACCAGGCUGGCCACCAGCUACACAACAGCCGAUGCAACCAAGUGGUGCACCACCACAGCUGGGCCCACCAGGCACUAGUUAUCCACCCAACAGUAUGCCACCAACAUCAGCAGCAUCCACACCUGCUGGGCCACUUGGUGCGUUACCACCACAGCAAAACUACGGGCAAGGACAACAACCAGGGUUACUCAACGGCAACUACCAACAACAGUUAACUAAUUCAAUGAGCGGUUUAUCCAUGAAUGCAGCGAAGCAGCCAACACCCGUACCUCCCCAAAUCAAUACUCCAUAUGCGAACGCUAACAUAGCAAGUGCUCCAUUCCCCACAACAAACCCUCAAGCCGGCGGUCCAGAUGCUCCACCUUUAUCAAAUGGGCCACCCACUAACGCGCAGUCCCAACCACAACAGCAAGUAUCGAACGCUAACAAUAACUUUAUUUCGGGUCCAUAUACAAACGGACAGCCAACUAAACAACCGCAGACGCAACCACCACAGGCACCCAAUUCCAUGUAUCCACCGCUGCCAAAUACUUCAACGCCGCCAAUGCAGUCCGUACCGGGAGGACCCAAUCAGAUGACAGUAAACAGCGCAAACAUACCCGGCUUGCCACAUAUGCCUCCCAAACCGAGUGGUAUGCCAUUACCAGGGCAACCACCAGUUGCAGCAACACCACCAACUUCUAUACCUGGUAGCAUGCCACAGUAUCAACAACCCGGCGCACAACAAAUGCCACCACGGCCCGGUCAAAUUCCACCACAACCCAUGUCGCAGCCGCUUGGACCACCGGGCCAACAACAACAAACAAUGUUGCCAGGUCAUCCUGGUAUGCCGCCUACAUCCGCAGCAGCAACAAUGCCACCACAGCCGGCCAUGCCGCCAAUGCCAGGCUAUCCACCACAACCGCAACAGCAAGGAUAUCCACCACAUCCACAAAUGCAGCCAAACCAACAACAACAACCUGGUUUUCCUCCGCAACCACAGCACCCUGGAUAUCCAUCACAAGCCGCUCAGCCUGGCUAUCCGCCACAAGCCGGUUAUCCGCCUCAACAACCACAACAACCUGGUUACCCCGGUCAAAUGAUGCCCCCAACACAACCUGGGCAACCACCAAUGCCCGGUCGUCCCGGCUAUAACCAACCACCAGCCCCAGGCGGUAUGUACCAACAGGCACAACAGUAUCCACAGGCCCAACGUCGUCUCGACCCCGAUCAGAUGCCAAACCCAAUUAGUGUUAUUAUCGAAAAUCAACGUAAUGCUGGUGGCGCUUUUGUCACCAAUCAGCCAGGUCUGCUGCCACCAUUGGUAACCACCAAAUAUGUUGUGCAGGAUCAAGGAAACUCAUCGCCACGUUAUGUCAGAUCCUCUUUGUAUUGCAUACCAGCAACCGCUGAUUUGUUGAAGACAACUGCUUUGCCCCUAACCCUAAUCGUUUCACCAAUGGCCCGUACCGUUGAGGGUGAAUAUGAGCCGCCAAUUGUGAACUUUGGUGAAUUGGGACCCAUUAGGUGUAAUCGUUGCAAGGCAUAUAUGUCCCCAAACAUGCAAUUCGUGGAUGCCGGUCGACGUUUUCAAUGUCUGAUGUGCAAAGUAACCACGGAAGUGCCAACUGAAUACUUCCAACAUUUGGACCACACUGGUCAACGUGUCGACAAAUAUGAGCGUCCCGAAUUGGUAUUGGGCACAUAUGAGUUUUUGGCUACCAAGGACUAUUGUCGCAAUAAUACACCCCCUGAGAUACCAGCAUUUAUAUUCGUACUUGACGUUUCUUACAAUACCAUCAAAUCGGGUUUGGUACAUCUACUGUGCUCUCAAAUGAAGCAGGUAUUGAAGCAUCUGCCUGUGGAUCAGGGCCAGGACAAAUCGAAAAUGCGUGUUGGUUUUAUAACCUACAAUAGUACUGUGCAUUUCUAUAAUAUAAAAAGUAGUUUGGCACAACCGCAAAUGAUGGUCGUCGGCGAUGUGCAGGACAUGUUUAUGCCGCUGCUCGAUGGCUUCCUCUGUCAUCCCGAAGAAUCGGAGGCUUUAAUUGACGCCUUGAUGGAACAAAUACCGAAAAUGUUUGUGGAUACAAAGGAGACGGAGACCGUGCUCUAUCCAGCCAUACAAGCUGGUCUCGAAGCACUAAAAGCUUCCAAUUGUGCUGGCAAAUUGUUGAUAUUCAACUCCACAUUACCAAUUGCUGAAGGACGUGGUAAAUUGAAGAAUCGUGAUGAUCGUAAAUUGCUCGGUACUGAGAAAGAGAAAACAGUGCUCACACCACAAUGUGUUUCCUACAACACAUUGGGACAUGAUUGUGUACAGAAUGGUGUAUCGGUCGAUUUAUUCUUGUUUAAUAAUUCGUACAUAGACAUUGCAACUCUGGGGCAGGUAUCGCGCCUAAGUGGCGGUGAAGUCUACAAAUAUACAUACUUCCAAGCUGACCUCGAUGGUAAUCGCUUGAUUGAGGACAUCAUUAAGAACGUAUCGCGGCCAAUUGCUUUCGAUGCGGUGAUGCGCGUGCGCACUUCGGCCGGCAUACGCCCAACCGAUUUCUACGGUCACUUCUUCAUGACGAACACAACCGAUGUGGAACUGGCUAGCAUAGACUGCAAUAAGUCCGUUGCUAUUGAAAUUAAGCACGACGACAAGUUGCCACCUGAGGAAAAUAUAUACUUACAAAUCGCCCUACUCUACACAUCGGUUAGCGGUCAACGACGUUUACGUGUUUUGAAUUUGGCACUUCGUGCCACAACAACCAUCGCAGAUGUUUUCAAAUGCUGCGACUUGGAUGCCAUGAUGUUGUUCUUUGCCAAACAGGCUUGCGCCAAAUUGCUGGAGCACACGCCGAAACAGGUCAAGGACAAUCUAAUAAAUCGUUCGGCACAGAUAUUGGCAUGCUAUCGCAAGCAUUGCACUUCGCCAACAUCGGCUGGCCAACUUAUACUGCCCGAGUGUCUGAAAUUGUUGCCGCUCUAUGUUUCGUGUUUGCUGAAAAACGACGCCAUCUCUGGCGGUUCCGAUAUGACACUGGACGAUCGCUCGUACGUUAUGCAAUUCGUGCAGACCAUGGAUUUGAAUAUGUCUGUCAGCUAUUUGUAUCCACGUUUCAUUCCAAUACACAAUGUCGAUGUUGAUGACAACGAAUUGCCCAUGUCCAUACGUUGUACGCACGAAAAGAUGAGCGAAGACGGCGCCUACAUACUCGAGAACGGUGUGCACCUGUUCGUCUGGUUGGGUCAAUCGUUGCCGCAAACCUUCAUCCAGCCACUGUUCGGUGUGCAGUGUACACAACAGGUGAAUGCUGAACGAUUUGCCAUUAUUGGCGAAACACCGUUGGCGGAACGCGUGCGCAAUAUUAUCGAUACGAUCAUGAGGGAACGCACCAGAAAUAUGCGGGUAACGUGCGUGCGACAAAACGACAAACUGGAAUCAGUUUUCCGUCAUUUCCUGAUCGAGGAUCGCGGCACAGAUGGUUCGGCGAGCUAUGUGGACUUCUUGUGUCAUAUGCAUAAGGAGAUUAAGGAUUUGUUAAGUUAGCUUGUGGGUUGUGGUAAAAAUAGCAGCUGCAACAUGUCGCAAAGUGGGAAUGCUGACAGACAAACAAACACAAUGUAUAACACAACCAGCCAGCUAAUGUGCCGUAGCUAUUCCCAGAAUCGUGCACGGUUGCAUCGGCUCUCACGUAAACGUUGGUAGUUGAUUGUGUAUGAAUACUCGUACACAUACAUACAUACAAACAAACAAUUAUACUUGAACGCAUACGCAUACAAUAGACAGUUCCAUAUACUUAUUGCAAUUUCCACAUCUACCCACAUGCAUACAUAUACAAUUAUAUAACCGCAAAACUAAUUUAGUGUAUUUUUUGUCAUUUUGAAUGCUUAAAUAACAUUUUGAUUUGGUAUUUGCAUUAACGCUUCCUUCCCCCCUCUUUUUUUAUUUUGCAUUGUCCAAACUUUUGCUUGUGGUCUAUUAUUUUCCGUGUAAUUUAGGUAUACAUACAUAUAUACAUAAUAUUGUGCAAAUUUUUAUUAUUAUUAUUUUAAAAAAUGUUAAGAAAGAGAGAAGAUUAUCAUAUUUGCAAAAUAUAUACGAAAAUAUUCAAUUAAAUAUGUAAUUUUAUUGUAUUAUUAAAACUGGUAUAAUGGCAUACGAUAGUUAUAUUUGAAAUUAAGCGAAUUUUUCCCAUUGCUUACACAUCUAUUAUAGUUUUAUGUGCGUAAAUAAGAAAUGUUUUCAAUUUGGCGUUGCUCAACUUAAGUAAAAACAUUGUAUGUAUUUGUCAAUGGCAGCCGGUAUUGGUGAAUUGGUAUAAAGUAUAAUUAGACUAUAAAGUUGGAAACAGCAAUUUUCCAUUUAAAUUUUGAAAGUUAUGGCACUGUCGCCCUUAAAAGAAACAUAAAUUUCAUAAAAUAACCAAUAAAUAUUAAAUUAAAAUUUAAAA